This is a messenger RNA of Cannabis sativa, 2603 nucleotides long. RefSeq lists its product as uncharacterized. The transcript has 2 exons. The coding region runs from base 1 to 1758 and encodes 585 amino acids. NCBI's taxonomy places the organism in Eukaryota, Viridiplantae, Streptophyta, Magnoliopsida, Rosales, Cannabaceae. The record is from RefSeq and is a predicted model, not a curated record.
AUGUAUGCUCGUGACCAUUGGGGAGGCGACAACCAUAUUGACGACGACCUCCUUGCUCACCUAUACUCAGACUACCGGUCACCUCCAAAUUCAUCUGAUUCGUCGUCUUCUCCUAGCCCUUUAAGUAGUAGUGAGUCGUCUGGCGGAUCUCACGAAACUACAUGUCCUAUUCAUAGAGUGAAGAGAUUGAAAAGAAUCCUCCCACGCUGGGCUUUGUACUUUUUGCACGAAGGAGAGUGCUCCACCCCUCACGCUAUUACAGAGAUGGCCAAUCCUUCCUCCCAAGACGGCCCAGAGGAAAAUGAAGCUCAUACUGCUCCUCAAAAUCCUCCUACCCAAAAGAGGCGGACUCAGCAAGAGGGAACAGCUCCACACAUGGCGACCCAAAAACAAAAGAAGCGGAACCAGCAAGAGGUUCCGCGCAUGGCGCCUACCUUAGAGGCAAAGGCACGCUAUGAUCAGAGUACUUGGGAUCCCAACGUCUCAAUCGAACGUCCAGACAGCAGUUUGGAGUCGUCCGAGGUGCAAAGUUACCUCUCUUUGUACCCUCUUGGUGAAGGGGUGAAGGUAGUCCCAGCGAAGAAAGGCCAAAAAGCUGGCUCUCCCCCAGGUGAUUCCUGUGCUUGGACGAAAUACCACAUCGAGGCUGGAGCGACCUUGCCACUCCAUGAUUACUUUCGAGAGGUGGCGAACUACUUUGACAUUUUGCCAGCCCAAAUUGCUCCUCAUGGGUACCUGGCCUUAUCUGCUUUGUUCAUAAUAUAUCAUCAGAAGGGAUGGGGAAGACCUUCUCCUCAUGAAAUUCACUACCUCCUUUCCUUCCGGACUUGCCCGUCCAUGAACCAUUCAGAAUACUUCUACUUUAUGAACCGAGAACGGAAUCAGCCGUAUGUUUCUGGUAUUUGUAGCACAAACCGCAGUGACAAGCAUCGGACGUCCUACUUUUUUACAACCCCCAUGGACACUACCCACCGGGCUUUCAACCAUACGGGUACAUAUUCCAGACCGAUCCCAACCGAGGAGAUGAUACAACAUGCGGCAGCCUUGACAGCUAUGCCAGACGCUGAAAAAUCAGCUCCAAAGAUUGUAACUCCAGAGACGCUCAAGUUAGUGGGAUUGUACCCUCUUGAGCAUAACACAACUGUCGCAAGCACAAUCGAUGGACCUGAUGCUCCUGCUAUUCCCAUUGACGGGGGGAAUCCUUCUCAUGGGAACUUUACUACAGCCGACUCUUCCAUCCACAUGUCUUUACCACCCACUACUUCGAGGAGGGACACUGGAGUGAUUGUUGGUGUUGAUAGCAAUCCCGAGGAUACUACAAUGCUCAAUGAUUAUAGCUCUGAAGAUUCAGAUAUGUUCCACCAACUAAUUGCGAGUUAUGGUGAGAGUGAGGAUGUUAAUGAGUCUGGAGGAGAGGAAAGUGCUCCAGACCUUCCUCUAGUCCCUCGAGCCUGCUCCCAACUGAGGAAGCCUUGUCCUGCCGCGGUAGAAGGCGAGGAGAAUGCUCAAGCCUCUCCUUCUGUCCCAAAUAUUGGUGGCCGCAUGAGGAGACCUUCCAUCGUGGUUCCCAUAAUUCGUCCCGAUGAUGCCACAAUUCAGAUGCUAGAGUCUGUGCAUGACAACAUUGACCUCCUUGUUCGAAAAACUGCAACCGUUGAGGUGGUGCGUGACAUGUCCAACUACGAAGGUGAUACUGUCACUAAAGGAGUCCAAGACAUCCUUCGGGUACGUGAUGGAUUAUUUAUCAAACUGUAUUGAUAAUAGCCUAUCUUCUUAUGUGCACGCUCAUAUUUAUAUGAUCUCAUAUCCUUUUAUUGUGCUGACACCCUUUCAUUCUCUUAUUUUUUUUAGGGUGUGACUCAAUUCAUGGUCUCCAAUCUUCAGUCUUCAAAUUUACAAGAGAAACUAGCUACCGCAGAAACAGCCCUUAAGGAGCAGAAGAAGCUCUUCGCUCUUUCGGACGCAAAGCAUGAGCGUGACAAGGAUGAACUUAAGGAAAUUCUUGGUAGGAGGCUGACGGAACUCAAUAAUGCGCAGACCCGGCUGGAGGAGAGAAAGACUCAAGUGAAUUAUUACAUUGAUCAGAACUUUGAUCUUGCGAAGAAGAAUACGGCGCUAGAGAAGGCGCUAGAUACAGUCACUAAAGAACAUGACUCAGCGGUUAAGGCUUUUAAGGACACCAUUCAGAAACUUGAGGAAAGGGCAGCGAAAGACCGUCAGACCUACAAGCGCGCCUUCGACGACCAAUUUUAUCAGUUGUGGAAAAAUAACCAAAAACUUAAACUUAACCUUUCACACAUGCCUCCCCAGACUAAAGAUAAGGAGCUUAUGAAGUGCAAGGCAAGACUCCUUCGAGAAGCCACGCUUCCUUCCACGACUGAUAUUCCCGGUGGUUCUACUUCUAUGGACCCGCCUGAAGAUACUCUUCCUUGAGAGUUUUAGCCUUUGUGCUAUUUAUCCCGAGCGCAUGUGCUCCUUAGUUUUAUUAUCUUUAGACAACUUUUAUGGGUAAUUUGUGUUUUUCUUUCCUUGGUUACUUUUCAUCCAAGUACUUGACACACUCUAUUUUUUCUAAGUUAUCCUUAGUUAAAUAGCUAAUUAAA